Messenger RNA from Aedes albopictus (Asian tiger mosquito), 670 nucleotides. RefSeq names its product probable cGMP 3',5'-cyclic phosphodiesterase subunit delta. The transcript is spliced from 3 exons. Gene Ontology annotation, biological process: sensory perception of light stimulus. Gene Ontology annotation, cellular component: cytoplasm. Bases 137 to 592 code for a protein of 151 amino acids. Lineage: Eukaryota; Metazoa; Arthropoda; Insecta; Diptera; Culicidae. The record is from RefSeq and is a predicted model, not a curated record.
UUCAGCUUCGGAUCCGCAUCAACGCAUCAGUGUUUGUUUUCGUUCCGUGCGGUUGCGACGUUUGCCAAAAAUUUUCGAUUUUCCACUGCAGUUGUCUCGCGAAACCAUAACCGAAGAGUGUCCCCAAAAGCCCGAAAUGGGGACAGACGACGUGGCCCGCAGUGAAAAGAUCCGAGAAGGUUUUCAAAUAAAUUGGUUGAUCCUGCGGGAUGCCGACACCGGUAAAAUUAUCUGGCAGGAGAACAAGGACUUUUCCUGUCCGGAUGUGGAACACGAAGCCCGGGUGCCGAUAAAGAUUCUAGAUCUGAGGGCAGUAUCGAGGGAAAUCAAUUUCAGCACGGUGGAAUCGAUGGAAAAUUUUCGACUGGAUCAAAAGGUCCUCUUCAAGGGGCGCAUCAUGGAGGAGUGGUUCUUCGAGAUGGGCUGGGUCAGCCCGAACACGACCAACACGUGGCAAUCGACGAUCGAAGCGGCACCCGAAUCGCAAAUGAUGCCCGCCAAGGUGCUGAACGGAAACGUGACCAUCGAAACCAGCUUCUUCGACGGCGAAACGCUCAUCAGUAAGUCGGUCGUGCGGUUGUACUACAUCUAAAAGCCUAAAAGCAGUCCGGAAUAAUAAGAUUUAAGUCUAGUCGAGCGCCUUCCCCGCGUUUGAGUGAUUGAACUGGUC